GUUGAGUAGUCAGUAUGACUCCCCUGUCCUGCCUAUGCAAAGUGUCAAGGAUGUUUAUCUGCUCUAAAUGUUUGGUAAUAUUUAUAACACUGCAAUUCAUGAUCAGAACUUCAGCUAAUGACCAUCCCAAAUUCAAUUACUGGAAUGGACAUGAGCGCAAGUCUUAUGACCUGGGCCUGCUUAUGUACAAAUGGGAUCCACUAAUUAUCUCUCUUUGAACAGCCGGUCCAAAAUCUGCAUGCCAUUCUUUCUAUUCAUUCUGAAUGUCUUUCUAAAAAGCAAAUUGUUCACCAGCUGGUUUUCUGUACAGUUCUUGCUAUCUUCUGCCCUCUGCAUUGGGAAGAAUGGUACCUCAGAUCCUCAAAAGACCGCAUGCUCUGUCUUUUGCAGCUAGUGGCUUCCUGAUGUAUUAUCAGUUAGGGGUGGUCCGGGCCCUGAAGGAACUAGCACCUGAAAUGAUAAACUCACUCUCCAGGGUUUAUGGUUCUUCCGGUGGAGCACUUGUUGCAGCAGUAAUAACCUGUGAUGGUGAUUUAGAUGCUUUUCAAGAAUGUCUCUUCAAAGCUGUGGAAGAUUCCAGAAGAUCAUUUUGGGGUCCUUUUUCACCAUUUGUUGGGGUAUUCCGGACAUUAAAGGAAGGGUUAAUUAAAAAUCUGUCAGAGAAUUCUCACCAGAAGGCUUCAGGGAAACUCUACCUUUCUCUUACACGUGUGUCAAACUUGCAAAAUGUCAUGGUUUCAGAGUACAAGUCAAAGGAGGAUCUAAUUGAGGCUCUCAUGUGCAGCUGUUUUAUUCCAGGGUAUGGUGGUUUGAUACCACCCACCUACCGUGGUGUGAGAUAUAUGGAUGGAGGCUUUACAAACAUGCAACCUUGCCAUGAUGUAGAAGGAGUGAUUUCAAUAUCUCCCUUUACAGGAGAGAUUGAUAUUUGUCCAAGAGAUAGCCAAGCUCUUUUCAGCAUAGUAAAUAUCUUUGGAACCACCAUUCAGCUUUCCAUGGGGAAUUUUUCCAGGGCAUUUCAUGCGGGCUUUCCACCAACUAUCACGGUGAUGGAGCGAUACCAUUCACUGGGCUAUCAGAAUGCCAUAUCCUUCUUACUCAUGACUAGAGAUAUGAAGAAAAGCAUAACUAAAAUCAGUUGUAGCAACUCAACUUCACCAAUCAAAAAGGUUGCCUUGGAUCCUGCAUAGGGAGGAAGGUGGUAAAUAAAUAAUCAGCACUAUCAACAUCAUCAUGUUUUAUAGCUAAAUUUUGAUUAUGCUUUAUUUUUAAAAGUAUUAAUUACGUGGCUGUUUUAUAUUCUUACGUUUUACUGAAUUUGUGUUUUUAACCUUUUUGUUAUUUUUAACUAUGUUUUAUUUUAAUUAUGUUUUUGCUUUGAUGGACUGUUUGUAUUUGUGUCUAUAGGCAUUUUGUCCCAUAUGUAAGCCACCCCGAGUCCUGUUUGGGAGAUGGUGGUGGGAUAUAAGAAUAAAAUUGUUGUUGUUGUU
Messenger RNA from Anolis carolinensis (green anole), 1490 nucleotides. Its product is annotated as omega-hydroxyceramide transacylase. Gene Ontology annotation, cellular component: lipid droplet; membrane; cytoplasm. Bases 345 to 1190 code for a protein of 281 amino acids. Gene Ontology annotation, biological process: triglyceride catabolic process; lipid homeostasis. Lineage: Eukaryota; Metazoa; Chordata; Lepidosauria; Squamata; Anolidae. The record is from RefSeq and is a predicted model, not a curated record. Gene Ontology annotation, molecular function: triacylglycerol lipase activity. The transcript is spliced from 7 exons.